Closterium sp. NIES-67 is the source of this 2595-nucleotide messenger RNA. NCBI's taxonomy places the organism in Eukaryota, Viridiplantae, Streptophyta, Zygnematophyceae, Desmidiales, Closteriaceae. The record is from the annotation of a GenBank genome assembly.
GUAGUUCUGUGUUCCUUUCGUGCUCUGCAGCAGUCUAUCGAACUUGACUCGCAUAUUUUCCUCCGCAGGCUUCCGAAGGAGGCUUCGCCAUAGCAGCGUUAUCUCCGCGCACGUUCGCGUCCAUGGCUUCCCCGCGCGGACACUUCCCCGCGGCAUCUCCGCGGAGCUUCGCGCCCACGACCCCCACGAGCCAACUUUUAGGGGAUACCUUCAUGAACCAAGGCUCAGGAGCUGGCGGUUCAGUAGGGUUAGAGGAGCUUCAAGAUGCGUACCUGUCAGAGCUGCUAUCGUACAGCCUAGAUCGACUAAACAAGGAGCCGGAGCUGCUGCGCUCCGAUGCGGAGAGGGUGCAGCGGCAGAUGCAGGAGGUGGCGGUGGCGCAUUACCGCGCGUUCAUCACCGCCGCUGAUGCCAUCGGGUCCAUUCACCGGGAGAUUGCCUCCAUCGACCAACACCUGGGAUCGCUGGUGUCGGAGAUCCCAAAGCUCACGACGGGGUGCAACGAGUUCCUGGAGGAGGCGCAGGGGGUGGUGGAGAAGAGGCGGCUGAACAAGACGAUGCUUGCCACCCACCCCACGCUCAUGGACCUGCUAGAGAUCCCGCAGCUCAUGGACACGUGUGUGCGCAACGGGAAUUACGACGAGGCUUUGGAUCUGGAAGCAUUCGUGGCGAAACUGACAACCAUGCAUGCCAAGCUGCCGGUGAUCCAGCAGCUGGCAGUGGAGGUGCGGCACACCACACAGGCCAUGCUGUCGCAGCUGCUGCUCAGACUGAGAUCCAACAUCCAGCUGCCCGAGUGUCUGCGUGUGAUCGGCUACCUCCGGCGAUUGGCAGUAUUCUCAGAAACAGAAAUGCGACUGCAGCUGGACCCUUCCUCGCCCUACGACUACCUGAAGCGCCUCACGGACUGCCACCGCGUGCACCUCUUCGACGGAGGCGUGGCUGGGGAGGUGGUGUCUGAGCUGGACCCUUCCUCGCCCUACGACUACCUGAAGCGCCUCACGGACUGCCACCGCGUGCACCUCUUCGACGUCGCCACGCAGUACCGCGCCAUCUUCGCCCACGACUCUCCCUCUUCCGCCUCACCGGGAGAUUCAUCGAACCUGGAAGAGGAUUCGGCUGCACUCGCUGCGCUGCUGGGAGAGAAAGCCACAGGGGGAGGAGCGCCAGGGGGAGGGGCAGGGGGAGCAGUGGGGGAGUGUUGGGGAAGUACGGGAAGGGCAGGGGGGGAGGCGGGGCGGUUUUGGCUGGGUGGGGGGUGGGGGCGCGGGGGCGAUGGGGGGCUGGUGUAUGGUUGGGCCAUGCAUCGAGUGGCAGUGUAUUUGGCAGCGCUGGCACGGCACCUGCCGAGGAUAGAGGAUGGGGGGUCGUUGGCCAGCGUGCUAGAACAUUGCAUGUACUGUGGCAUGAGUCUUGGCCGGGUGGGGCUGGAUCUCAGAGGUCUCCUGCCGCCCCUCUUUGAAUCCUGUGUGCUCCGAAUGUUCCAGCGCAACGUCUCCUGUGCAGUAGACUCAUUCCAUCACGUGUUGGACACGCACAGAUGGGUGCCGCUGCCAUCCAUGGGCUCUGCUGCUCGCAUGGGCAUGGGCCUGGGGGGUGACUCCCUUGAUGACGUGGCGCCUCCCUAUUCGCUCAUGGAGCAUCCGCCGCUCGCUGCCUUUGUGAACGGCAUUCUUGCCGCACUCAACGAGUUGCGUCACUGCGUGCCGUCGUCUCUCAAGCAGCAGCUGGCAUGGGAGGUGGAAAGAGCGCUGGCUGUAGUGGCUGCGUCUCUGGCUCGCUACAGCCACACGCACAUAGUCAAGGACUCUGAGGCUGCACUCUUUAUUGGCACGUGCCGGGCUUUCGUAGAGGUGGUGUGCCCCUAUGUGGCUCUGUGCUUCUCCCGCUGCUACGGCUCUCCAACCACCCUCGUAUCCACUCAGGUGGCAUGCGAGCCUGUGAGGCAACUCAUUCUCGCCUCCAUGCCCCCCGCCCCUCCUGCUGCUGCUGCUGAUGCUGAUGGUGAUGCUAGUAGUGCGGGUGAGGGGCAGGAGGUGGGGGAGGGGCGGAGUGGGGAUGGGGAGAUUAGAGAAGGUGAGGUGGGUGAAGGGGAGAAGCAGGUGGGAGAUGGUGAGGGGGAAGGAGGUGGUGAUGGGAAGGUGUCUGGUGAUGGUGACUUGGCGCCUGAUGGUCAAUCAGAAGCGGCAAGGGCAGGAAAGGGAGGCGCAGGAGCAGCAGGAGAUGAUGUGGCGUCAGUUCAAGGGUCGGUACCUCCAGCAUCUGCAGAUACAGCACUAGUUGAGAGGAGCUGAAGCGGAAAAGCAGGGUCAGCAGCAAGUUUUUUGGAAACGACUAACUAGAGAAUGAUGAUCAAUUUGGAGUGAGCUUGUAGGACUAGCCAAUCAGUGGAACUCCUGGGGACUAACCAAUCAAUAAAACCCCUUGGACUGACCAAUCAGUGAAGCAAUGCUACAAGACAAGACUCCCAUCCAUGUUUCAAGCCACAGAGCUUGGGUCUUUGGAGGAACCACUUAACCAAUAUACAACUGUUGACAAGCAACCCUGAUCCGUUGAAUGGUUCGAUAGUCCGGGGGAUGUGGGCUAGUCGAGAUU